Messenger RNA from Ictalurus punctatus (channel catfish), 7014 nucleotides. RefSeq names its product zinc finger and BTB domain containing 3 (gene zbtb3). The transcript is spliced from 3 exons. Gene Ontology annotation, molecular function: RNA polymerase II cis-regulatory region sequence-specific DNA binding; DNA-binding transcription factor activity, RNA polymerase II-specific; protein binding. NCBI's taxonomy places the organism in Eukaryota, Metazoa, Chordata, Actinopteri, Siluriformes, Ictaluridae. The record is from RefSeq and is a predicted model, not a curated record. Gene Ontology annotation, biological process: regulation of transcription by RNA polymerase II. Bases 831 to 2588 code for a protein of 585 amino acids. Gene Ontology annotation, cellular component: nucleus.
UAUAUUUACACAGUAACUAUUUAUUGUGGUUUGCUAUAUUAACAUAAUUAUAGUGUGAAAUAUGCUGACAUUUAACAACAACAAAAACUUUCAAUAAAACAACGUCGAAGAUUGGGAACCACUAUUAAUUCCUUUGUGCUACACGGAGCUUUAACCGCGGUGGACUGGUUUCGUUUCUAACCAGUAGGUGGCAGACUUGAGUAUGGUCCAAUCCAGAAACCGCUCUAUUUAAGACACAGUGCGCUACGUAAGGUGUAAAAGCCAUUAUCUUGUGCCCUACUUAAUGCACCUACAUAGGGACAUCAGGGCUAUUAGGGAUUCAGCCGAAGAAUUACAGUUACGUUAGCAGAGUAGGGAUUCUUCGUACGGUUCGGAUGUUUAUAGAAAACCACGCUCUGUUCUCGCAGUUGUUUUUUUUUUAAUUAUUGUAUUCCGACGACAAAUUCUGUUGUAUUUAUGCAGCUAAAAGAAAGACUGUAAGAUUAUAUUGAUAACAUUCUCUUAUUGUAUACAGGUAAUGGGGAUAUUCCAUUGUUUUAGUCACUAGCUAAAAUUAGUUUUCUUGCUGUGAUGAUAGCUAAGGUUAGCUAGCACGUACCCAACAUGGUUUGUUUUAAUAGCACAGUUAGCUAAGAUUUAACUGUUUCCUUUGUAUUCUGACAGAUCAAUUCUGUUCGAAGUGAUUCUUCACAGGAAAGGAAACAUGUUUUUUAAAGGGCUUGACUAGGUUCAGAUCAUACAGUCUGAUGAUGUUUGUAGUCUGAGGGUCUGUAUACACCAGAAACGUUGCUGUGACUUCAUUUGCACCUCCUUAUUCAUCUAAGCUUGCCAUGGAGUUCCCAGGUCAUAGUCAGCAGCUCCUGGCCAGUCUGCGCUCUCAGCGUCUACAGGGAUUCCUGUGUGACUGCACAGUCAGAGUUGGUCCCACACGUUUUCUGGCUCACCGUGCUGUGCUGGCCUCCUGCUCACCUUUCUUCCACAUGUUCUACUCUGAACACCCAGUAGGCAGCACGUCUACAGUAAACGGAGGACCUGAGACAGACACCGUCACCAUUAAUGGAGAUAUAGUGACCCCUUCAGCAUUCGGGUUGCUCCUCGAUUUCAUGUACGAAGGAGUACUCCAGUUGGCAGCACACCCACCUCCGGAAGAUGUUCUCGCCGCAGCCAGUUUCUUGCACAUGAACGACGUGGUCCGAGUCUGUAAGAAAAGACUACAGGGUCGUGGACUGGCUGAGGCUGACAGCACCAGGGCAGAAGAGGGAGGAGGUGAAACUGGGGGAGAUGGACCAGUGUUUAGUGGGUCGUCUCGAGAAGGAAAGUUGAAUGGCCGAAGGGAAAUGGUGGACGGAGGACAAGGAGCUGUCAGGGUUUCAGCGUCAAAUCCAGCCUCGUCUCCCUCAAUAACACAGCGUCCUCAGCCAAGCCAGCAGUCAACGUUUCAUAUUAACACUAAAGCCGAGACAAACACUGGCAUACCUAAUUGCAACACACACAGCAUUAACCUGGGAAGUCCAGACAUGGCGGACACUACUCAGCCAGGCAUGGACUCUGUUCCAGCUUCCAAUGAUUCUGGACCAAGCUUGUACAGUUCCUCUCCUGGACCUGCUAGAGCUGGCAUUGCUGCUGCUGCUAAUAUGGAGGCUACACUUUCAAGUCCUUGCAGCACCACAGAACCAGUUCAAACAGAAACAGAAACUCCGCCCAGUACAUCCACUGUUAUGGUUCUAGUUCCUGUGGAACACAGCCGAAAUAGAGAGUCCAGUCAAGAAAUAUCCAUGUCAAAAGAAAUUAGCAAUGUUUUUAUGGUUGCCACUAAUCAUCCUGGUCAAACCAAGAAACCCAUGUCGAUACAGCACAACGGACCAAGUUUAAGUGAUGACGUGAGACAUACUGCCAGAGGUUUACAUGAACAGCCACGGUCGCAGUCAUGUUCUCCCAUGCCGUUGUCUUCAGCAGGCCGAGAAGAUGGUAGUGAAGAGACGGCAAACGUGAAGGUGGAGGCCAUAGUUAUCUCAGAUGAAGAGUCAGAAGACAUGGAAGAGACACCUGUUAGGGUCCGAGAGCGAAGGAGAGAUGUUGACUUAGAAGAAAGGGAGAAUUUUGAGAGCACUAAUGAUGUUGAGAUCACCAAUGCUCACUUCAUACCUCCACACACAUUAAUGCAACUUUCACAUAAUCACCAAGAGCCAAUCUCGUUCCCUUUUUCACCACAGGGUCCUAGUGCCUCCUCUUCGGACACGCCCAGCUUCCCGUCUACCCUUUUUACAGCAGCAUCGCAGCAAGCAGAGCAGCAGACUAUCUACUUUGAGGAAUAUCACGAAUCUCUUGGGAAUUAUGUAGAAGAUGUUCCUACAUGUUCCACUUGUGGAAAGACGUUUUCUUGUGCUUAUACACUGAGGAGGCACGCCAUAGUGCACACACGAGAGCGUCCUUAUGAAUGCCGUUACUGUUACCGGAGUUACACACAGUCUGGGGACUUGUACAGGCACAUAAGGAAGGCGCAUGAUCAUGAUUUGCCAAUGAAGCGCAGCAGAACAGAAUCUGACCCUCCCCCAUCCCCACCUCCUCCUCAAGCACCUCAGACAUAACAAGAUACAUGCUCAGUCAUACUGGACAGAGUGUCAAAGCUGUUGCAAAAGCUAAAAUCAUAUACAUGUUUUUUUUGUUUGUUUGUUUUUUAACAGGUUGUGUGGACCAACUUUGCAAAGGACUGUUAUUGUUCAUCUUUAGUAUCAGAAAGUGAGCAUUCAACAUUGAACUUAACCUGUCACUGGAUAACAUUGUGACCAAAAACAAAACAUCCCAUUCAGGACAUCCUUCAAUGUCCUUUAUAAAUCAUAAUCACUGUCUAGCUUCUCAGGUUAGAUACAAACAGAAUAAGCUUUUAAUUUUUUAAAAAUUCAGUCUCUUCUGAAAGUAUUGGAACUAUAUAUAUAUAUAUAUAUUUAGACUUCGAGAUCAAAAGAUGAAUGAGAUGAUUGAUCAGAAUUUUAACUUUCAUAUCCUCACAUUUACAUCUAGAUGUGUUAAACAACUUGGAAUAUGGCACCUUUUGUUUGAAGUCACCCAUUUUUCAAGUGAUCAAAAAUAUUGUAACAUAGGACUGACCAGUGUUUCUUGUUGCCCAGGUUUGCUCUGUUAGAUUUAUUGCUUAACCAAGUAAUAGCUCUGAAUCUCUACUCUUGGACUGAGCCCUAAGUUUCAUCUGUGAAGACUGCAUUUAUUCUCAAAAAGGAUAAAUCAACAUGAAGACCACAGAUCUGUCUAUGGGAGAAAAGCCAUGAAGCUGAGGAAAGAGGAAAAAUGCAACAAGGGAAUAGCAACAGUCAGUGACCUCACCCACAACCUCCACAGGGCAGGAGUGAACAUAUCACAAUUCACUGAAUAUGAUUUCAAGAACAGAAAUAUAGAGGCCAUACCACAAGAUGCAAACCACUCAUCAGCAGUAAUAAUCGGAAUGCCAGAUUGGAAUUCGCAAACAAAUAUAGAGAUGAGCACCAAUAAUUACCAAAGUGGUGGAAAGACCAGUGUGGAGAAAUAAAGGAUCUGCUUGUGAUCCAAAACAUACAAGCUCCUCUGUAAACAAGGUGGAGGUAGUGUCAUGGCUUGGGCUUACAUGACUGCUUCUGGAACAGGUUCAACUGGUGUAACUUAUGAUGGUAGCAGCAGAAUGAAUUCAGAAGUUUACAGGAACCUUUUGUCUGCCAAUUUUCAGAGAAAUCCAAUUUAAUUUGGAGGAACUUCAGUGUUCCUAUUAAUUACCUAGAGGGUGGCGCUACAGUUUCAUAAUGAACCAAAAACAUUUUUACACUUUUCAUAACAACAUAGAAGAUCAGUGUUUUGCACCGGUGCUCUCAUGCCAUCUCUGCCAUCCCGGUCAGUCACCCGAAUACUUAUUAUUUUUGUUAGCAGUGGGCAGGCCCAAGUUGCUUGACUGUAACCUCAGAUAUCAUUGACUAAUUUUUCCAGAAAUCCAUUUUCCAUUUUUCACCGUGACGACCUGUUAGCGAAGUUACCUGUUCUUUGUGAGAGAUAUGGCUUCAUUCACAGACACUCAUGAGUUAUUUAAUUAUCUAUUUUUAUUUGUUAUUAGUUUUUGAUACCCUUGCAACAUACAUUAUGUAUAUUACAGCAAUUAAUUAUAGUUUGAGCACAAACUGAGUUUGAGCAUCUGAUUAAAAGUGAAUAAUAAAGAAACACAAUCAACAAAUCAUAUUUACAAGACAGCAAUAUGACUUGAACUAAAUCUUUCACUAAAACGAGUGUUUCAUCCCCUUGUAGCAACGUUGGAGUCAGUGGCUUUAAGUUCAGUAAAGUCACAAUCCUCUGUUACUAAGCCAAUGAUUUAUUAUCUGGGGCUCACAAUUAACUAUGAAGAAUCUUACUCUUUGAAUUAUUUAUGAUAUGAUAACAGCUGGAUCGAUCGCUAUCUAUUAAAGUCCCAAUGAUGCAAAGGCCAGCUAGUAAACUCGUAGAACACUUCCUGUCUAUUAACAACUGUUAAAGAUACCCUGUAUUUACAUAUAUCAUAUUACAUAAUGUAGUAUGUUGCAAUUGAAAACUAUCAACAAAUGAAAAAAAUGAAUGACACAUGCAGUGUGUCCAAAUGAGAGCAUCAGUAACGCGCUUGGAUACUUGCCAUGGAUUUGCCACCAUAAGUACACCCCCUGACCCCCUAAGGAGUCAGAUGUCUAGCCACCACAGUCUCGCAAAAUCCAGUGGGAAACACUGAACUUCACCAUGCAGCGAGACAAUGACCCAAAACCCUGCCAACUCAACAAAGGACUUCAUCAUGGCAAAACAGUGGAAGGUUUUAGAUGUUCCAAGUCAAUCACCAGAUCGUAAAGUGCACCUAUUAUGGUUUUUCAAAUAUGACCUUUCAUGUAGUGUGUUAUAGAGCUGUUUGUGAAUGUAAAAGGUGUGUAAAGUUUCAAAAAAUCAAAGCGCACAACAGAGUUAUUGACUCCCAAAAGAAGGAACAGAUUCUGAAGAGCUGAAACGAGUCAUUAGUAAUUCCAGACUUAUUUCUUGUACAUAAGUUUGUAUUUCUUCUACAUAAAUUUGUAACAAAACCCACUGGUCUUCAUUGGCUGAGAGCGGUAGACAGCAGACUGGGACAUCUGAGCAAUCAGAGCAGCAUAUGCUCUCUGAAAGAAAGAGUUUAGAAUGAAUCCUUUACAACGGAUCAUUUAACGAGUCGUUUGUGACACUGGGGGCCAAAGAUAAUGCUGCAAUUCAAAUUAUGAGCAUGUUAGUGUUUUUUUUUUUUACCUUAGAUGCAUGUACAUCUAUUGUAUGAGAGCUUUAAAACAAAAUUAGGCAUGUUUCAAAACCAUAAUGUGCGCUUUAACCCAAUUGAGUAUGCAUUUCACUCCCCCCCCCCUCCCCCUUUACACUUUUGCUCACUUAAAAAUUGGAUGGUCUGACAACAAAGGUACCAUGUUCUAAGUUGUUUAACACACCUAGAUGUAAAUACCAAGAAAUGAAAGCUGAAAUUCCGAUCUAUGGUCUCAUGUUCAUCUUUUGAUCUCAAACCCAAAUGUCUUUGGUGUAUAGUGAAACAAUUGACUUGGCCUUGUUGUUCCAAUACUUUUGUAGGGGAACAUGUUAACUCAUUCAAUAAGAAUCUUACCUAUGUUGCAUAAAGUAAUGUUAACUUCCUAAAUUUGACCAUCAGAACCUGCAGCAAUCUACAAACACAAAUAUGGAUUUCCAAUGAAAAUAAAGUACAUAGCUAUGAGGGAUGCAGUUAACUUUUCUGUUACAGAGACGAUGUCGUCCUCUGCUUUUAAAAGGAUUAAAUUCCCUUCUUUGGGAACAAUAUCCGGGGCAAACAAUGUACCUCUGUCUGUUAUUUGAAUGGGACAAAGUUUGUAUUUUGCCGUUUCUUCUUUACGAGACACCAACUCCAUCUACCUAGACAGCCUGCUUUCACAUGGAAGGAGUAGAUACACCUGUUUGAAAUAGCUUACAUUAAUAUAAGGUUGUUGAAUAUCACUGUUUAUCAAUCCUUCUUCAGUAACGGCUUCAUCCUGGUAAGGCUAGCAGUGGAUCCAGAGCCUAUACUGGGAAUACUGGGGAAGGAUGCCAGGUCAUCACAGAGCUCAUCGUAUAUCAAAUAAAUUAUUGGCUUGUGCCAAGUCUGCAUGUAAUUAGUUAUUUCUAAUUCAAACACAUGCAACAUGUCUCAUCCAUCAGCAGCUAAAUAUUUACAGUACUUCUGGUUUUAUAUCCUUAUUGUGAAAUAGCAAACAGAAAGUGUGGUAAAUAUGCAUAUUGUAUUUGUCACAAACUUGUGGCAUUGGUUGUUGCAGGUCUUUGCUAUUGCAGUACCAGAAUUUGCACAAGCCAGAAGGUUCCAGAAAGCUACAUGCAGGAGUGUAGAAUACACAUUUCAUCUAAAUGCAAAAAGACCAAACAAAGUGUGAUCAUACAAGUUAUGAACCAGUGUUUACCUAACCACCACAUGAUAAAGCAGUGAAAUCUGGACAGUAUAGAUGUCUUUCAAGCCGAGUUGCAAUUUCUUGCAAAAUCCCAUUAGCGUUAUAUUUGUUUUCUAGUGAUUUUCUUCAAUAUGUCCACAGUCACACUAUCUCAAUUUCACGUAUUUUUUUUUUUUUAAAUGAUUCAUGUGAUGAAAUAACACGUCAGCAUUUCCAAGACCAAGGUGUUGUGGAUUCCAAUAUUUUGCUGUAUGUAUGGUGAUGAGUCCAUGGACUCCAUAACUGUUUCAGGUUAUGAUUAUUUUAAUUAUUUACAGUCUCUGCAAACAAAAUCCUCAACAGCAUGUCUCGCAUUGAGCACUUUUGAUAAAAGGUUUUUAAUGUUUCAUGCAGUAGUCUGAAAUGUGUCGUAGUUUUGUAGUUAUUCCGAUUCAAAACUGGGUCCUCAUUUUCAUUUUGUCUAAUCCAGUAGAUUUACACAAAAUUAAUUCAUGUGAUCCACAAUGUACAAGUUGUUUCAUUUCAAUAUGUAAAACAGCUCAAUGUUGUGAAUAAACCUUUUAAAAAUUGC